Molecule: messenger RNA, 1563 nt
Organism: Bipolaris oryzae ATCC 44560
Lineage: Eukaryota; Fungi; Ascomycota; Dothideomycetes; Pleosporales; Pleosporaceae
Exons: 6
Coding region: 1-1563 (520 amino acids)
Molecular function (GO): heme binding; oxidoreductase activity, acting on paired donors, with incorporation or reduction of molecular oxygen; iron ion binding
Source: RefSeq, a predicted model, not a curated record
AUGUUGGGCAUUUCUUUCAACGAAGCGUCCCGGCACUCUGGCACCCGGCUUGCCAUCAAUUUUAUCCUUACUAUUGCCGCCCUUGCCUUGGUUCGAAGGAUUGGGAAAAUAUGCUUGGCAAAGUACCGCCUGCAGGCACUUCCGUUGGUCAAUGGGCACGGCCUAUUCGAGUCUGACAAAAGAUCUAAAGAAAACUUUUUCUUCAACGCCCAAAGCCUGUUAGAUGAUGGAUACGCAAAGUCCUCCAAGGCAUUUCGGGUACAGACCGACAACUCGCAGGUGGUGGUGUUGGCACCUGAAUGUGUAAGCGAGAUUCGGAAUGAUAACCGUUUCAACUUCACUCAACUUCUGGCAGAUGACUUUCUAGGGCAUAUCCCUGCCUUCACCAACUUUAGUCCGCACAAUGGUCUGAACGAUAUGGCAAAAGAGGUCUUGACGAAAAAGCUUAACCCGUCUCUUGGCCUUGUUACCAAAGAUGUUUCAACCGAGGCAACACUCGCGUUCCGCGACCAUUGGACGGAUGACACAGAAUGGCACUCGAUCAAUAUGAAAGGAACUAUCCUUGAGAUUGUAGCACAGUUAUCCUCGCGCGUCUUCCUUGGGCCAGAGCUCUGUCGGAACCCUGCCUGGCUACGAAUCACAGUCGACUACACCACCAACCUGUUUUUCGGCGUUGAGGCGCUGAAGAAAUGGCAUAGCUUUCUCCGCCCUCUCGUGUGGCGCUUCGUUCCAGAAGUUCGAAAAGUACGCCAGCAGAUCGAAGAGGCGAUACGCCUCAUCCAGCCUGUCGUCGAUAAGAGGACUGCCGAGUCUCGAUCUUCAGACGACUCCUCAAAGAAGGUAAAGUAUACAGAUGCCGUUCAAUGGGCUCACGAAUUGGCCGGCGAUAGGCCGUACCAUCCGGCAUUACUGCAGCUCGGAUUUUCACUGGCAGCGAUUCAUACGACAACCGACCAACUUUGCCAGACGCUUUACGACCUGUGUGCGCACCCAGAGUAUAUAGACCCUCUGAGACAUGAGUUGGUUACUGUUCUGAAGGAGAGCGGCAUGACUAAAGCUGGGCUAUACAAACUCAAACUCAUGGACAGUUUCAUGAAAGAAAGUCAGCGAUUAAAGCCUGGAGCUUCGCUCUUGAUGCGACGUUUAGUAAUGGAGGAUGUUACUCUUUCCAACGGCGUCUUUCUACCCCGGGGAGUACAGGUUGGCUUUCCUUUACGCUCGCAUUUCGACCCGAAGGCCUACCCGGAUCCCGAUGUGUUUGACGGAUACCGCUUUGCGAAGAUGGCAGGUGACCCAGAGAGAGAGAUAUUGCGUCACUUUGUCUCGACAAGUCCUGAACAUUUAGCCUUUGGGUUCGGGAAACAUUCUUGUCCUGGGCGGUUCUUUGCAGCCAUUGAAGUCAAGAUUGCGCUCUCUCAUAUCCUGCUCAAGUAUGAUUUCAAGCUGGCAGAAGGGACCACACCCACUGCAAUGAAGAUGGGUUGGGCUUUAAUUGCAGACCCAAUGGCACAUUUCAUGAUUAAGCGCCGCGAAGGCAUUGACGAAAGUGUUCUCACUGCCUAG